This is a messenger RNA of Strongylus vulgaris, 1239 nucleotides long. The record is from the annotation of a GenBank genome assembly. NCBI's taxonomy places the organism in Eukaryota, Metazoa, Nematoda, Chromadorea, Rhabditida, Strongylidae.
AUGAAAGCAGUUCGCAAGCAAAGCGGCAAAUACACAAUCACAGCCACCAACGACAGCGGCACUGACUCAGUGACAAUCGAAAUCAAAGUGAAAAGCAAACCUUCGAAGCCAAAAGGCCCAUUGGACGUGAAAGACGUAUUCGAAGAUCGCGCCACCCUCGGCUGGAAGCCACCAGAGGAUGAUGGCGGAGAGCCUAUUGACCACUAUGAAAUUGAGAAAAUGAGCACCAAAGACGGUAUAUGGACGCCCUGUGGUCGCACUGCUGAUACCUCGUUUGUGGUGGACACUCUAACCAAAGGAGACCACUAUAAGUUCCGAGUGAAGGCAGUGAACAGCGAAGGUGCUUCGGAUCCGCUUGAGAGCGACAACGACGUACUCGCGAAGAAUCCCUUCGACCGACCAGACAAGCCAGGAAAGCCCGAACCCACUGAUUGGAACAGCGAUCAUGUCGAUUUGAAAUGGGAUCCGCCACUAAAUGAUGGCGGUGCACCAAUUGAGGAAUACCAGAUUGAGAAACGAAGCAAAUAUGGAAGAUGGGAACCCGCGAUCAGUGUCCCCGGCGGUCAAACCACAGCCACAGUACCUGACCUCACAGCCGGCGAAGAAUACGAAUUCCGAGUUGUCGCCGUGAACAAAGGAGGUCCUUCUGACCCUAGCGACGCCAGCAAACCUGUUAUUGCCAAACCACGUAACCUGGCGCCAAAGAUUGACCGCAAUGCACUAAAAGAUUUGAAAGUAAAAGCUGGUCAGGCAAUUGGCUGGGAUGUGCCCGUAGAAGGUGAACCAGCUCCAACAGUCACCUGGAGCUGGCCUGACAAACGCGAGAUUCGCAACGGCGGCCGUGUGAAGUUGGACAAUCCGGAGUAUCGUAGCAAGUUGCAUAUUCGUCAUAUGGAACGUGGAGACAGCGGAAACUAUACUAUCCGAGCCGUGAAUCCAAAUGGAGUGGACGAAGCGACCGUUCACGUCACAGUCAUAGCUUAUGAGGUUUCAGAUAAACCAUCACCACCAAAUGGACCUCUCGAAGUGAGUGAUGUUCAUGCUGAUCAUUGUACAUUGGACUGGAAGCCACCAGACGACGAUGGAGGUAUUCCGAUUGACAACUAUGUCAUUGAGAAACUUGACACAGCCACUGCAAGAUGGGUCCCGGCAGUAAAGGUGUCUGGAGACAAGACUACCGCAGUUGUGGACGGGCUAAUUCCAGGCCACGAGUACAAAGUAAGCUCAUCUAUCAGUUAG